This is a messenger RNA of Centruroides sculpturatus (bark scorpion), 759 nucleotides long. Its product is annotated as acanthoscurrin-2-like. The coding region runs from base 1 to 759 and encodes 252 amino acids. The transcript is spliced from 2 exons. The record is from RefSeq and is a predicted model, not a curated record. NCBI's taxonomy places the organism in Eukaryota, Metazoa, Arthropoda, Arachnida, Scorpiones, Buthidae.
AUGGGUGCAGCCUCUACCUCUCGACUAUAUAAACAACUUGGCACUCGUGCAUUAGCAUUAAUUGCGGCUCAGUUCGUACUUUUGGCUGCCUUCGUGGCAGUUUAUGCCGAAAUGGACGAUGAGACUGAUUUAAGUGCCGAUUUUACUGCAGCUAUACCAGUUGGAGGAGGAGUCGGACACGGUGGAGUCGGUCACGGAGGUGCUGGUGGACUCGGAGGUUACGCCGUCCACGGUUUGCAUAAAGGUGCCAUCGGAAAACAAGCCUACGGUGCACUGGGACACCAAGCACAUGGACACGAAGGUGUCGGCGCCUACGGUGCUCACGGUCUGAAGAAAGGUUUCGCUGAAGGUGGUUACGGUGGUCACGCCGGUCACGGAGCCGUUGGAGUCCAGGAAGGAGCAUAUGCUGAUCACUACAAAGGUGGUCACACAAAGGCUCUCGAUAAAGAAAGGUUAUACGCUUUAGAUCAAGCCUACGGACAAGGUGGCAAGGCCGCCUACGGAUUAGGCUAUGGACAUCACGGAGCUUAUGGCGCUCACGGAGGUUACGGAGCCGAAGGAGGUUUGGCAGGAUAUGGACAAGGUGCCUAUCAAGGCGGAAAAGGAUACGGCCAAACCACUGUCGGAAAACAGGGAGAACAUCUCGGCGCUUACGGUCUCAACCAAUAUGGUGCUGUAGCAGGCAAAGGUGGAGCUGCAGGAUUAGGUGGAGCCGGGUACGGAGGUCUCGGAGGUCUCGCAGCCCCUUAUUAUGGUUAA